GCCAGGGAGGGAACUGUAACAAGCUGCACUUCGGUUACUGUUUGCACUGGUUCCGAGCCCGGCUGUGGGCUGCCUCCUCUUCUCCACUGACGCCAGCUGUGAGCAUUACCUUAUCCGGCCCCAGGACUGAGGAUGGAUGGGGAGCUAUACUCGAGGCAGCUGUAUGUACUGGGGCUGCCCGCUAUGCAGAGGAUCCGGGGAGCCAAUGUCUUGCUAUCAGGCCUGCGGGGCCUAGGAGCUGAGGUGGCCAAGAACCUGGUGCUUAUGGGUGUAGGCAGCCUCACCCUGCAUGAUCCCCAUCCCACCUGCUGGGCUGACCUGGCUGCUCAGUUUUUCCUCUCAGAAGAGAGCUUGGGAAGGAGCAGAGCUGAGGCCUCUCACGCGCUCUUGGCUCAGCUCAAUGAAGCUGUCCAGAUCUCCGUCCAUACAGGUGACAUCACUGAGGACCUCCUGCUGGCUUUCCAGGUAGUGGUGCUGACUGACUCCGAACUAGAGGAGCAGCUGAAGGUGGGAGCCUUCUGCCACGAGCAUGGAGUCCACUUUCUGGUGGCUGAAACCCGGGGCCUUGUCGGGCGGUUGUUCUGUGACUUUGGUGAGGACUUCAUUGUUGAGGACCCUACAGAGGUAGAACCCGUGACAGCUGCCAUCCAGGACAUCUCCCAGGGGUUGCCUGGCAUUGUCACUCUGCGAGGAGACACCAACAGACAUCCCUUCAAUGAUGGGGACUUGGUGACUUUCUCAGGCAUCGAAGGCAUGGUUGAACUGAACAGUUGCUCUCCCCAGCCUGUCCGUGUGCAGAAAGAUGGGUCCUUGGAGAUUGGAGACACAACAGCUUUCUCCCGUUACUUGCGUGGUGGGGUUGUCACUGAAGUCAAGAUGCCCAAGACUGUGAGGCAUAAGUCCUUGGACAUAGCUCUGCUGCAGCCCCGGGUGGUGGCCCAGAAUUCUCAGGAACUACAACGUGCACACUGCCUGCAUCGGGCCUUCCAUGCCCUGCACAAGUUCCAGCAACUUCACGGCCGGCUCCCCAAGCCCUGGGAUCCCGUUGAUGCGGAGACCGUGGUGGGCCUGGCCCAGAGCCUGGAGCCACUAAAAGGGACAAAAGAAGAAUCACUGGAUGAGGCUCUACUUCGGAGAAUUGCCCUGAGUAGUGCCGGUACCUUAAGCCCCAUGGCAGCCAUUCUAGGGGGCGUGGCUGCCCAGGAAGUCCUGAAGGCAAUCUCCAGGAAGUUCAUGCCCCUGGACCAGUGGCUGUACUUCGAUGCCCUUGAAUGUCUUCCAGAAGAUGAGGCGCUCCUUCCCAAUCCUGAGGACUGUCGUCUGAGAAACUGCAGAUACGAUGGGCAAAUUGCUGUGUUUGGGACCGGUUUUCAGGAGAAACUGAGCUGCCAACACUAUCUCUUGGUGGGAGCUGGUGCCAUCGGCUGUGAGAUGCUCAAAGGUUUUGCCCUAGUGGGCCUGGGAGUCGGGGCUAAUGGAGGCGUGACUGUGGCUGACAUGGACCACAUAGAACGCUCCAACCUCAGCAGGCAGUUCCUCUUCAGGCCUCAGGACAUUGGGAGGCCCAAGGCAGAGGUGGCUGUAACAGCAGCCCAGCGUCUAAACCCAGACCUAAACGUGACCUCGUGUACCUGCCCGCUGGAUCCCACCACAGAGCACAUCUAUGGUGACGACUUCUUCUCCAGGGUGGACGGUGCGGUUGCUGCUUUGGACAGCUUCGAGGCCCGGCACUAUGUUGCUGCCCGAUGCACCCACUACCUGAGACCACUGCUGGAGGCGGGCACACGGGGAACCCGGGGGAGUGCUUCAGUGUUUGUGCCGAAUGUGACCGAUGCCUACAAGGGUCCUGCCUCAGCUGCAGCGUCGGAGGGUGCUUCCUAUCCUCUGUGCACCUUGCGGUAUUUCCCCAGCACAGUGGAGCACAUCCUGCAGUGGGCCCGGGAUGAAUUUGAGGGACUCUUCAGACAAUCUGCAGAGACCAUCAACUGCUACCAAGAGACAGGCACUUCCGUGUUGGCCAUGGAUCGGACAACCUUACUGCGGCAAGUGAUGGGUGUCCUGAAAAUGCGCCCACGGACCUGGCAAGACUGCGUGGCGUGGGCUCUAGGCCACUGGCAACUCUGCUUCCAUGACGGCAUUGUAGAGCUGCUGAGACACCUCCCAUGUGAUAAACCUCUGUUUCCUCAGGUGCUUCAGGAUGGAACUCUGUUCUGGUCGGGAUCCAAAAGGUGUCCACAGCCCUUGCAAUUUGACCCCAACCAAGGCAUGCAUUUCCUCUACGUGCUGGCUGCUGCCAACCUGUAUUCACAAAUGCAUGGGCUGCCUGGCUCACGAGACCAGACUGCACUCAGGGAACUGCUGAGGCUGCUGCCAGAGCCUGAUUCCGCGCACCCCAACCUCAUCUCUGCUGACACUUUAACUCCUGCUGAGCUUGGCCCCGAGCAGUUGAGGGAACUGCAGGAAUCCUUGGAAGACUGGAGCAAGGGCCCUCCGCUGAAACCUGUGCUGUUUGGGAAGGAGGAUGACGACAACUUCCACGAGGACUUUGUGGUUGCAGCGUCUAACUUGCGAGCUCAGAACUACGGGAUCCUACUGGUCAGCCGUGCUCAGAUCAAGCAAACCGUGGGCCAGAUUAUCCCAGCUGUUGCCACCAGUACAGCAGUUGUGGCGGGCUUGUUAGGCCUGGAGCUGUAUAAGGUGGUGAGUGGGCCACGGCCCCUUAGUACCUUCCGUCAAAGCUAUCUGCACCUGGCUGAAAACUACUUCAUCCGAUCAGUGCCUUCCGCCCCAGCCCUCCAGUCGUUCCAUCACCUGAAAUGGACCUGUUGGUGCCGCCUGAAGGUGCCCGCUGGGCAGCCUGAGAGGACCCUGGAAUCACUGCUGGCCCAUAUCCAGAAAGAGUACGGACUAAAGGUGAAGAUGCUGCUGCAUGGCCAGGCUGUUCUCUACUCUGCACAGUGGUCAUCUGAAAAGCAGACUCGGCGCCUGGGCCUCAGGGUCACAGAACUGGUUCGGCAAGUGACCAGCUGGGAGCCUGAGCCUGGGCAGCGGGUUCUGGUGUUGGAGCUGAGCUGUGAGGGUGAGGAGGACGAAACUGUCUUCCCACCUCUGCAUUAUGAGCUGCGACAAGGGAGCCACCACCCCGCCACCCGGCCAUAACCAACUCGAUAUAAAAUCCCUGCAUCUCGAGCUCACGCCAGAUACUCCAACAAUAAAAGCGUGUUGAAGGAAGUAGAGAA
Molecule: messenger RNA, 3239 nt
Organism: Peromyscus maniculatus bairdii (prairie deer mouse)
Lineage: Eukaryota; Metazoa; Chordata; Mammalia; Rodentia; Cricetidae
Gene: Uba7
Product: ubiquitin like modifier activating enzyme 7
Biological process (GO): protein sumoylation
Cellular component (GO): SUMO activating enzyme complex; cytoplasm
Molecular function (GO): SUMO activating enzyme activity
Source: RefSeq, a predicted model, not a curated record